CCGUUUGUCCCCGGAGAUUGCCACAUGGCCCCGGAUCAGCCUCCCCCACAGGCCGCCGCCGACGUUCGAGACUGCAUCGACGCCUUCCUUCCCGCCACGACGCCCGCCGUUCCUACUAUCACUCCCCAACACUACCGCGCCAUGGCGCACAAGAUAAACGAGGAAGGGAUACUGCUCCUGGAGCAGCCCUUUGCGAGGGUCCCCUACGAGAACUACCGCAAGAUAUUCCGCACGUCGCAGAAGCAAAUCGAGCGCGAGAUGGGGCCUGUGCAGACGGGCGUGGCGAAGUUGGCGAAAGAUGCGGAGGCCGGGUCCUUGGACUCGGCGCAGGCGAUGGAAAGCAUCGACGCGAUGAUCGCGCGGGUGGAGGGGUUGAAGCGGAAGCUCGCCGACCUGCACUCCACCACGGGCAAGCCCACGCAGGACGUCCUCCGGGACCGGUUACAGCACCUCAAUGCUCUGUCCUCCUUCCAAGACACCACGGACCCCGACUUUGACAGAUGGGCGGAUACGAGGCUGGAUAGGUGGCUGGUGGACUGGGCGCUAAGGACGGGGAGGGUCAAUACGGCGCGCGAUAUUGCGAAGCGGAAGGAUAUUGAGUCUUUGGUGGAUAUUGACUUGUUCACGGAAAUCCGGCGAAUAGAGGGCGCGCUGCAGGCGCAUAGCUGCACGGAGGCCUUGGCGUGGUGCAGCGAGAACAAAGUGGCGUUGAGGAAGAUCAAGAGUCAACUCGAGUUCGAGCUACGGCUGCAAGAGUUCAUUGAGCUCUGCCGACAACGGAACACCGCGCAGGCUAUCGCGUACUCCAGGAAGCACCUCAUCGCCUGGCAGGACACGCACAUGCCGCAGAUCCAGCACGCCCUCGCUCUGCUUGCCUACGCGCCCGGCACCCAGUGCGGGCCGUACAAGCGCCUCUACGACCCCUCUCGUUGGGACACCCUCGUCCGCUCCUUCCGUAACGCUGUUUACGCCCUCAACACCCUCUCGCCCGAGCCCCUCCUCCACCUCGCCCUCUACACCGGCCUCGCAUCCCUCAAACUGCGCGCCUGCUACGUCAAGCACAGCAAGAACCCCGACUGCCCCGUCUGUGAUGGCGGGAACAGUAACGACGUCCCAUUAGCGGAGACGCGCGGCCUGUCCAAGCUCGCUGAGGAGGUCCCCUUCAGCCACCACACGAACUCGACGAUCGUGUGCCGGAUCACGGGGAAGAUCAUGGACGAGGACAACCCGCCGAUGGCGUUCCCGAGCGGGCAGGUGUACUCGCGGAGCGCGCUGGAGGAGAUGGCGGUGGAUGGGGGGAGGGUAAGGAGUCCGGAAACGGGGGAGGAGGUGGAGUUCGGGCAGUUGAGGAAGGUGUAUAUAUCGUAAAGGGCAGGGCAUUGUAUUUGUAUGAAUUUUUGCGCACUUCAAUGGUCCGGAUUUGGCAGACGCAGGAAACGCUGUUCAAGGCGGCG
Schizophyllum commune H4-8 is the source of this 1454-nucleotide messenger RNA. RefSeq lists its product as uncharacterized. NCBI's taxonomy places the organism in Eukaryota, Fungi, Basidiomycota, Agaricomycetes, Agaricales, Schizophyllaceae. Gene Ontology annotation, molecular function: ubiquitin protein ligase activity. Gene Ontology annotation, cellular component: nucleus; GID complex; cytoplasm. Gene Ontology annotation, biological process: proteasome-mediated ubiquitin-dependent protein catabolic process. The record is from RefSeq and is a predicted model, not a curated record. Bases 25 to 1368 code for a protein of 447 amino acids. The transcript has 6 exons.